Molecule: messenger RNA, 446 nt
Organism: Aspergillus sclerotioniger CBS 115572
Lineage: Eukaryota; Fungi; Ascomycota; Eurotiomycetes; Eurotiales; Aspergillaceae
Product: Tim10/DDP family zinc finger protein
Exons: 2
Coding region: 122-391 (89 amino acids)
Source: RefSeq, a predicted model, not a curated record
CUUCUGCUGAUAUCGAUCUUGAGCCGAGUAUACUCGAAUUCGUGGUUUUUGAGCAAUCAGAUUUAGACACAGUCCACGACAAUUUUGUCUUUCUAUCCCUUCCUCCUCUCCCGACUACACAAUGGACGCACAAACCCAGGUCGAUGUUACCAAGCUCAAUGAGGCCGACAAGAAGGAGCUGUCCCAGAUCCUCGCGAGCGAGACGCAAAAGGCUACUAUCCAACAGACUGUUCAUUCGCUUUCCGACGUCUGCUGGAAGAAGUGCAUCACCGGAAAGAUCACAUCCGGUCGCCUGGAUCAAGCGGAGGAGACAUGCGCACAGAACUGCGUGGAACGGUGGAUGGAUGCGAACCUGACAGUCCUGAAGCAUCUUGAAGCCCUUCGUGGUUAGGUGUAACCGCAUUUUCUACAUUCCCCAUGAAGACUGGCGGGCUCGUCCAUAGAGC